Messenger RNA from Microthlaspi erraticum, 1437 nucleotides. The record is from the annotation of a GenBank genome assembly. Lineage: Eukaryota; Viridiplantae; Streptophyta; Magnoliopsida; Brassicales; Brassicaceae.
AUGAAAUCAGCCAUGGAGGAAGAUCCUCCAGGAAGCAGUCAAACGACGGCUUCUCAGCUGAAUCUCCCACCGUCGAUGAUGAAUCGACCGACGGUCUCACUCGAGACCUCCCGAAUCAACCGUCUAAUCGAUUCCAACCACUACCACUCUCCGUCGAAGCCUAUCUACUCCGAUAGGUUUAUCCCGAGUAGAUCCGGGUCCAAUUUCGCGCUCUUCGGCCUCGAACCGUCGCCGAAGAAGGACGGGAAGGAAGAAGCGGCGGGCUCUUACGCGGGUCUGUUGCGGACGGCGCUCUUCGGUCCGGAGACGCCGGAGAAGAGAGAUGUGGUCACUGGGUUCUCUCCGUCCCGGAAUAUUUUCCGGUAUAAGACGGAGACGCAGCGGCCAGUGAACUCGUUCUCGCCGUUUGGGUCUGAUGAGGCUCCUGGUGUUAGCCGUACCCCCGCUAAGUCGCCGAGGAAGAUUCUUAGAUCGGCUUAUAAGGUAUUGGAUGCGCCGGCUCUGCAAGAUGAUUUUUACUUGAAUCUCGUGGAUUGGUCUGCUCAAAAUGUUCUUGCAGUUGGAUUAGGGAACUGCGUGUAUUUGUGGAAUGCUUGUAGUAGCAAGGUAACUAAGUUAUGCGAUCUUGGGAUCGAUGACAGCGUCUGCUCAGUCGGUUGGGCGCUCCGUGGAACGCAUUUGGCGAUUGGAACUAGUUGCGGAACUGUACAAAUAUGGGAUGCGGCAAGAUGCAAGAGAAUAAGAACAAUGGAAGGUCAUCGACUACGAGUAGGAGCCUUGGCGUGGAGCUCAUCGGUUCUGUCUUCCGGUAGCAGAGACAAGAGCAUACUUCACAGAGACAUACGUUCUCAAGAAGAUCAUGUGAGUAAGCUAACAGGUCACAAGUCCGAAGUCUGUGGACUCAAAUGGUCUUAUGACAACCGCGAGCUAGCCUCAGGUGGUAACGACAAUAAGCUAUUUGUAUGGAACCAACAUUCAACACAACCGGUUUUGAAAUACUGCGAACACUCAGCAGCGGUUAAAGCCAUUGCGUGGUCUCCACAUCUUUAUGGACUUCUUGCUUCCGGUGGUGGUACUGCCGAUAGAUGUAUCCGUUUCUGGAACACUACCACUAACACUCAUUUAAACUGCGUAGACACCAACAGUCAGGUGUGUAAUUUGGCUUGGUCUAAGAACGUGAACGAGCUUGUGAGCACGCACGGAUACUCCCAGAACCAAAUCGUCGUCUGGAAAUACCCAACCAUGUCUAAAUUGGCAACUCUCACAGGCCACACUUUCCGCGUUCUGUAUCUUGCGGUCUCACCCGAUGGACAGACGAUAGUGACAGGAGCAGGAGAUGAAACGUUAAGAUUCUGGAAUGUCUUCCCAUCCCCGAAAUCUCAGAGCAGGGAGAGCAAAAUAGGAGCAUCCUCUUUUGGGAGAACAACAAUUCGGUGA